CAGAAUCAAGAUAAGACACUUGUGGAGAACUCGUGCCACAUUCACUUGUGUGGUGCAGCCACGAUACAUGAUAUAUAUUAUCACACACUUUUUUUUUAUUACCAAAACUUGUCCACCCCAUUAUUUUUCUCAUCAUCAUCAUCACCAAGACACACAAGUGUUAGGUGUAGAUUUUCUUCUUAGUUUGGAAUAACAUGGCUUCCAUCAUCAUGUCAUUUGCUCCAGCAACUGGUAGAGUCUUUGCAGCCACUGCAGCAAAGGGUGCUGGUGGCAGCAGCAAGGAAGAGAAGGGUCUUCUUGAUUGGAUCCUUGGAGGGUUGCAGAAGGAGGACCAGCUGCUAGAGACUGAUCCUAUCCUCAAGAAGGUGGAGGAGAAGAACAACGGAGGCACCACCACUGGCCGCAACAAGAACUCUGUGGCAGUGCCACAAAAGAAGAAAGGUGGUGGCUUUGGAGGCCUCUUUGCCAAGAACUGAAGAACAAGUCUAUAAUUUACCUUACAUUUAUUUUUACUUGUUUUCUCAAAUGCAUGCAUUGUUGUCUUGUCCACUUGAUCUUAUGGAAUAUUUCAUGUUUGGCUCUGUUGAGUCAUUUUAUUUACAGAAUUAUAUCGAUUCAUUUUGGAUCAGUUACCAGCCAGGUACAAUCUGUUGAUUAACAAUUUUAUAUAUUUUGGAGAUUUUUGGUAA
This is a messenger RNA of Cajanus cajan (pigeon pea), 689 nucleotides long. RefSeq lists its product as uncharacterized. The record is from RefSeq and is a predicted model, not a curated record. Gene Ontology annotation, cellular component: chloroplast. NCBI's taxonomy places the organism in Eukaryota, Viridiplantae, Streptophyta, Magnoliopsida, Fabales, Fabaceae.